Morus notabilis is the source of this 1412-nucleotide messenger RNA. RefSeq names its product secretory carrier-associated membrane protein 3. Gene Ontology annotation, cellular component: trans-Golgi network membrane; recycling endosome membrane. NCBI's taxonomy places the organism in Eukaryota, Viridiplantae, Streptophyta, Magnoliopsida, Rosales, Moraceae. The transcript has 13 exons. Gene Ontology annotation, biological process: protein transport. Bases 257 to 1192 code for a protein of 311 amino acids. The record is from RefSeq and is a predicted model, not a curated record.
AUAAGCAAAUGAGAAAACAAAUAAAAAUUAUUUUGUCUUUCUAGAAUUUCGUCGACUCUGUGACUCUGUUCAUAUAUUACUUUGCGGGAAGGACAAAGCUGUCGAAAUUCUGGUUUUUCUUUCUUUUGUUAAAUUUUUCUUUCUGAAUUAAUUUCAUUUCCUUCUCUCAUAAGCUUGUUCUGUACAGUCCGAGAACUCUCAAAUUAUCAUCUCUCUCUCUCUCUCUCUCUAUCUCUCUGAGCUAGAGCUGUUCGCCAUGGCCGGUCGCUACGAUCACAACCCCUUCGACGAAGAAGAAGAAGUCAAUCCUUUCUCCGACCCAGGAGUUAGGGGUAAAGCGUCAGGGCAGUCGAAAUAUGGUGGGGGUGCUUUUUAUACAACAAAUUCUGGAGGUGUCGCACCAGCCAAAGACUCAAGGUUGUCUCCUCUUCCUCCGGAACCUGUUGAUUUCAAUUAUGGUCGUGGUGCUACAAUCGAUAUACCUAUGGACUCAACUGCGGAUUUGAGAAAGAAAGAGAAGGAACUCCAAGCGAAGGAAGCUGAGUUGAGAAGGCGUGAGGAGGACAUAAAACGAAGAGAAGAAGCUGCGGCUCGCGCUGGAAUUGUUCUUGAAGAGAAGAAUUGGCCACCUUUCUUUCCGAUUAUCCAUCAUGAUAUUGUAAAAGAUAUACCAAUUCAUUUACAAAAAGUUCAGUAUAUUGCAUUCUCAACAUGGUUAGGACUGAUCCUUUGUCUUCUCUGGAAUAUCAUAGCUGUUACUACAGCAUGGAUUAAAGGGGAAGCGGUGAAGAUCUGGUUCCUUGCGCUGAUCUAUUUCAUAGCAGGUGUCCCUGGCUCCUAUGUGCUGUGGUACCGUCCACUAUAUCGUGCUUUUAGGAGAGAAAGUGCUUUUAGAUUUGGAUGGUUUUUCAUGUUUUAUCUGCUUCACAUUGCUUUCUGCAUUUUUGCUGCAGUUGCUCCUCCAAUCGUCUUUAAAGGAAAAUCUCUCACGGGCAUUCUGCCUGCGAUAGACCUUAUAGGGAGCCAAGUUUUGGUUGGGAUCUUCUACUUCGUUGGAUUUGGACUAUUCUGUCUUGAAUCGUUGGUCAGCAUCACAGUUAUUCAGCAAGUAUACACGUACUUCCGAGGCAGCGGCAAAGCUGCAGAAUUGAAGCGUGAGGCUGCAAGAGAAGCCAUGAGGGCAGCACUAUGAAGCUAGUGGGGAAAAGGAAAGACAGCGACUCGGUAUGGAUUUAGGUUGUAUAUGCCAUUAGCCACAGGAAUUUUCUGGUAGAAAUAUUUGUUUGACCAUUUCUUUUGCUAUACCUUGUUUCAAUACUAUGUUUGAGUGCUGCUUCUGUAGUAUUGUGUAUCAUGAUUCGUGCAUGACAAGGAGACCUUGGUAAAUACAAAAUACAGGAUCGUUGGAAACA